Molecule: messenger RNA, 8229 nt
Organism: Paramormyrops kingsleyae
Lineage: Eukaryota; Metazoa; Chordata; Actinopteri; Osteoglossiformes; Mormyridae
Product: GTPase-activating Rap/Ran-GAP domain-like protein 3
Biological process (GO): regulation of small GTPase mediated signal transduction
Molecular function (GO): GTPase activator activity
Source: RefSeq, a predicted model, not a curated record
UUCACUGCUCGAACUAUCUAGGACUUGGCUGCGCUUGUCAGUGCGAAUCCUACCUUUUAACCUGGGCGUUUUGGUCGUUUUCAUAUCUAUGAAACAUGGAGUUGGAGUUUUCAAAUAAUUGCCUUUCCGUCAUGGAAACUAAUCUGUUUCCUCUGUCUUUAUAAGAAGAAGCUCAGCGCCUUUAUCCGUUUCACAGCAGUUUUUGGUAUCUGCUUCGAUUUACGUAGUUUUUGCAGAUUUUUAUAGGUGUUUUGUAACUACCAAUUCGGGAAGGUCUUUUUUUUAUGAAUUCGGAUAGUGAUGUGUAUCUUGGUCGGGAAAAAACAGGCAUGAUGAGGAAGAGAGCGCUCCUGCUGAGGAAAGGGUGCAGCUUUGAAAUAACAAGCUCUGCCUCAGAGGACCUGGGAUGCAGGAGAGGAGAGUUCAGCCGGAAGCACUAUGGGUCUGUGGAGCUGCUAAUUACCAGUGACGCUGAUGGAGCCAUACAACGGGCAGGUCGGUUCCGUGUGGAGAAUGGGUCCUCCGAAGAGAUGAGAAGGAAAGCAGAGAUCUGCAAGGCGGGCGUGUCAGGGGUAUACAUCCCUGAGCUUCAGAAUACAAACUAUACUCCUGGAACAUGGAGAAGGACAGAUGUCCAUCUGGAGAACCCCGAGUACCAUACCAGGUGGUUCUUCAAAUACUUCCUAGGAAAAGUCCAUCAGAACUAUGUGGGCACGGACACUGAGAAGAACCCAUUUUUCCUGUCUGUGGUCCUGUCUGACCAGAACAGUCAACAGGUACCUCAGUACCGGGCCAUCUUAUGGAGGAAAUCAGGGACCCUGAAGAUCAGUCUUCCCUACAGUCCCACAAAAACGCUAUCUGCUAAGUCCAUUCUAAGUGCCAUGAAUCUUGACAAAUUUGAAAAGGGCCCCAGAGAAAUACUGAGCCCCCAUAUUCAGAAGGACCUGUUGGUGCUAGAGGAACAAGAGGGGUCUGUGAACUUUAAAUUCGGUGUCCUGUAUGCCAAAGACGGCCAGCUGACGGAUGAUGAGAUGUUUAGCAACGAAAAGGGAAGUGAAAACUUUGACAAGUUUUUAAACCUGUUGGGCAACUCAGUCACACUGCAGGGUUGGGCUGGGUACAGAGGAGGCCUGGACACAAAAAACGACACUACAGGAAUAAAGUCCAUAUACACUGUGUACCAGGGCCACGAGCUCAUGUUCCAUGUGUCCACCCUGCUGCCGUACUCCAGGGAUAACAAGCAACAGGUGGAGCGGAAGAGGCACAUUGGGAAUGACAUCGUCACUAUAGUGUUUCAAGAGGGGGAUGACGCCUCAUCAACGUUUAAACCAUCCAUGAUCCGAUCUCAUUUCACACACAUAUUUGCCUUAGUCAGGUUUGAUAGUAAGAACAACAGCUACAGGCUGAAGAUCUUCUCGGAGGAGAGCGUCCCAUUGUUUGGGCCGCCCCUCCCCUCACCACCAGUGUUUACAGACCACCAAGAAUUCAGGGACUUUUUGUUAGUGAAAUUAAUUAAUGGGGAAAAGGCCACAUUAGAGACGGCUACGUUUGCUCAGAAAAGGCAGCGGACACUGGACAUGCUGAUCCGAUCGCUGUAUCAAGACCUCAGUCCUGAUCUUCACAAGGUCCCCUUCUAUCCCCAGAACAUGCUGAACCGUCGGUCAUUCAGUGACGUUCUGCCUGAAUCUCCCAGAUCUGCCCGAAAAAAGGAGGAGGCCAGGCAGGCAGAGUUUGUCAGAAUAGGUCAGGCGUUAAAACUGAAGACCAUCGUGCAAGGGGAUGCUCCGACCAGUCUGGCGACGACGGGGAUGUGCCGAAAAGAGCCCUGGGAGCCCCAGCCCUUCUGCAGUAAUUUCCCACAUGAGAUUAUAUGCAGUGACUCCUGGGGUCAGUCUCUGCUCGUUGCCACUGAGGCCGGAGUCAUGCUACUGGGCGAGAGCCAUACAGCCCCUACGCAGGUCUUUGACCGAACCAUGCUGGUCAAGCAGAUGCAUGUCCUUGAACCUCAGGACCUCCUGAUCAUGAGGGCUGACAAAGGGAAAGAAGCCCGUCUCUAUAUCUUUCGACUCAGCACUGUCUCUAAGGGCAUAAAGGAGAAGCAGCUCAUCCGCAGCAAGUAUGACAGUAGAGACAAUAAACUUGAGAAGACCAAAGGCUGCCAUUUGUACUCCAUUAACACUCACCACGCGGCGGAGCUGCGUAUCGUGGCAGCCAUUCGCAACAAGUUGCUGCUCAUCACCAGGAAGACGCCACGCCAGGAGAGUGUGAGCGCGGACUCCCCCGUGGAGGAGUUGCAGUACAUCAGGGAGAUCUGUCUUUGCGACCCUCCUGUUGUCAUGACGCUGGUGGAUGGCCCCACCGGUGAGAACGACCACAUGAUUUGCGUGGCAUACAAGCACCAGUUCGACCUCAUUAAUGAGAGCACGGGUGAGGCCUACCGGCUGCAUCACGUAGACGCCAACAAGGUGAACUUUGUGGCAGCCAUUGAUAUGUAUGAGGAUGGGGAAGCUGGCAUUUUCUUGUGCUACAAUUAUAUCUGCUACUAUAAGAAGGUGUGCCCAUUCAACGGAGGUGCCCCCAUAAUGCAGUUCUCCAGUUCGGAUUUCCACUUCAGCUGGAACCAGGUGCCAAAAGCAAUCGUCUGCGCCUUCCCCUACAUCCUGGCCUUCACGACCGACUCCAUUGAGAUCCGCCUGGUUGUGAACGGAAACCUGGUGUACACUGCGGUGGUCCCAGAACUACAGCUUGUCUCAUCGAGGGCAGACAUCUACUUUGUGUCCGCCGCUCCAGUAAAUGCUGUCUUUAGCAGCAGCUCCAGGGAAAACAGCACUCACAGCUCCCCUCAGACCCCCACUGAGCAGGACAUGCCAGCCUUCCCCCCACCACUAGGGGACGAUUCUAUUAGGAUCCCCUUUGGAAGCAGGAUCUCCCUGUACAUGCCAAAAGAAGCAGAAGGUGAGACACCAUCUAAACACAUCUUCAAGAUCCCCCUCAGCAAUCUUGUGGGACGCGGCAUCGAGAGACCACUGAAGUCACCUCUUCAGCACAAGGUGGUGACCACGUCAACCUCAAGCAUGGUGGCGGUCUCAACACACCUUCCCGUCCAGCACUCCCUCUCCUGCUCUCGCAUGGAGAUCAAAGAGAUAGCCAGCCGGACGCGCAAGGAGCUCCUGGGCCUUACAGACGAACCAAGUGUUAAGCCAGAGGCCCCUGUGAAACCCAAGCAUGUGACCAAGAAGCCAGUGGAGGAGGAUUCAGCCACAGGCGUGAAACCAUCCAGCAGCUUAAAGAGGGCAGAAUCGCCAUCAGCUGUGGGCCUGGAUGUCCAGCUGCACAGCACAUCAAGCCCAGAGCUGAACCUAGAGCCAACUGGGGAGACACAGGAUGGCCCCCCGCCACUCAGCAUCCCUUUCACUAUCUCUCCCUCCCCUGAGGAAGAUGUCCUGGACUUAAAAUGAAGACAAUCCACAGAAUGUUUCUCUGUUUUUAUAUGAAUCCACUGUACCUCCUUGUUCAGUUUAUCCUUUAACAAAGUAUUAGCAAUGUCACCGGGUGGUUCGACCUUGACUGUGCUGUUGCUGUUCUUGUUUUUGGUCAGGGAAUAUAGUGCUUUACAGUGGUGAGUGAGUACUUAGCCUGCUGAACCCUGCGACUGCAGUAGUAUAGACCGCUCUUUCUUUGACCUCUGACCUUGUGUUUUUACGCCUGGCAACAUCUUUUUCCCAAGAGAAUCACAUGCACAGGUCGCCGUGAUUUAAGGUGGCAUGCUGGUCCAGACACUGUUCAUUUUGAUUUCAGAAGCAUAUUCAUGCCAUGCACAAGAAUAUAAUUUAAACUUUAUUGUACAUAAACAUCAUUAUACUACAACCCUGUACUGGUUAAGCAGAUGAAUGAUAAUAUGUUAUUUUUAUUAUAUUUAAAAUAAUAACUAAAAAAACAUAUUAAAAGCCAAUAGGGACUUUUUACUCAAUCUUGAAGCUAAUUUUAGUUUCAUUGUCAAGUGACAAUGACAAUAAAUAUUUAUCUUCCAUUUACUUCCGCUUAUCCGAGGUCGGGUCGCGGGAGCAGCAAUCUCAGCAGGGAAACCCAGACUUCCCUCUCCCCGGCCACUUCCUCCAGCUCCUCUGGGGGAAUCCCGAGGCGUUCCCAGGCCAGCUUAUCUAUCUAAAAUAAUAUAAAGGUCAAUUUAAACUGGUAAAUGAAUUGAGUCUAGAGAAAACUGUUUUCAGUCAGGCCUAUGCUAAUGUCAUGACAGUUUUUUCUUCCUCAAAUGACCACUAGAGGACAACAGGGGGGUUCUGUGCUUUGUAACACUUGUGUUUAUUUGGUAUAGAGCUUGCCUGUGUUUUACCUUACUUAAGUUCUUCUAUGAGCUGUGCAUUUCCCUCUUGAGUUGGUUUCUCUUGAGUUUGAGAUGGUGCACUGCAUGAAAUGACUGCGACAAAGCCUUACUUCUCCAGGAAAGUUUACCCGUUUUGCUCUUUGGUCCACACUGCUCUGGAAACCCAGUCCUCAACCCAGUCCUUGGGGACCCCUAAACAGUCCUUUUUUGCUGCCAGUAUCUGGGAGGGAGCAAAAAUUGUUAACUGUCUAGCUGGAAGUGAGGAGGAAACAAAAACGUGGACCGUCUGGGGUCCCCAAGGACCGGAUUGAGAAACACUGACCUGGAAUGACGAGGCUUUAGCAUUCGUAAAGGUAGCUAUGAUAAAUGUCCACACUUUACCUCCUAGUUUGCCUUUUAGGCCAUUUCUUGUGAUAAGCUUUAUUCAGGGUGUAAUGCAUCAAAUCCGCCUCUCAGAUGAAGACAGCCUACAUGCUCUAUGGCUCUUUAUAGGACCUGGGCUACCAAGGCUUGCAUUAAUUGAUUUUGCGAUGUGUUGCUCAUGUGCAGAUGGUGUAAGAAAAUACAGAAAAGAUGUGUUUUUGGGGAGUGGGUACCACAGGCACAGCGCUGGUGCCAGGGGCAUACAGGGGGUGUGAAGACAGCAAGGUUUUAUCUAGAAGUGUUGCAUAGUGAAAUGGGUUGUUACGCCUUACAGCUGUCUUAAUAAGACUAAAUACAAAUGAAAUGUUGGUCACAUCCAGGUCAGGGCAGGAGUCAGCCACAAUCUCCGAGGUCUGGCUUGCUAUGGCUUGGGACCCACAAUCAGUCCAUGUGUUUGUUCCCUCCCUUCUCCGAGGGAGCAAAAAUGUGGACUGACUGGCAGGGAGCUCAGAGGGAGCAAAAACAUGGACCAGCUGCAGGUCCCUGAGGACCGGAUUGGGAAACACUGAUCUAUAUGAAUCCUCAGUGAAUAUGAAACCAUGGAGUGAAACAAUCCCCAGUCUUUCUACUCCAUCUUUCAAAUUUGUUCAUUAGGUUUCUGUUGGUUAAUCUGCAACAUGUGCUUUAACUUGGUUUCGUUGACUGAAAUAGAAUCAGAUUUAAUGGAAAAAAAUGCAAGCCUAAUAAAAUAUGUAUGUCACAAUAGCCUAAAAGCAGAAGCAGCUCCACCUGUGUCUGUGCCAUGGGCUAUUGCCCCGAGUAUUUUAAGCCGAGCCCCGAGUAUUUUAAGCCAGAUGCCAGUCAUCCUUCAAAUAAAAGAAAAGAAGCUUGACUUAGCCCCUGAUCUUUUCAAUAGGUAGAAAUGCCCCUGGUCUUUGGCCUCCAUUUUUAAAUAUACUCAGUUCAGUUGUCAUUUGUAUAGGCUGUUUGCAGACCUGUACAUGACACUAAUCCCCCCUUUAGCCCUGUCAGUAAAUGACUUCUGGAAUAGAGGAUCAGGUAUUUCUGAUACUGACCGAUAGAUACACUAAAUUUAACGUAAAUUGCACUGUAGAAUAAAGACAUAAAAUUUGAUUUUAAUCAUAUCUUUAAAAAAUACUGGAUACAUGUUGCCUGUGUUUUAAACUCCUUAAGAUUAUUUAUUUGUAAACCAUGUGUAGGAUAAAAGAAGCUAAAUGAUGUAGAUUAGAUAAACCAAAACUGAAAGUGAGUUUCUUUUGCGUUUCCAUUAUUGUGUUGAUUCACACUGAAAAUACUUGUAUGCAUGGCACUUAUAUGCUACUGAAUUUCUUGAUAGUAAGAUAUAAUUUGGUCUCCACUCGUUUCUUUUAACAUCCACUUUCACAUAAAAAUAUUAGGAGUAAUUUUUCAAAGAGCAGAAUAAUCUGUAAGACCAGGCUGGUCCUGAUUAGUCUCUGGUUCCCAAACAGAAUUUUAACUGUAGCUCAUAAACUAUCACUAAUCACUAAUGCAUGAUUUUUAUUUUUUUUAAAGAUCAGUAAUGGGACCCUAAAUAUGUAAAUCUCUCACUCCGAAUGGCCGUGUGAUACAGUUGCAUUCAGUCAGGUGAAACCUGAAACCUGAAUGAGGCAUUAGCCACACAGAGUAUUAAAAAUGAUAAAUAGGUUGGGGUUUGAUGCAACACCAUAAGCAGUACAUGAUUGGCUUAUUAAUGUAAUAAGUGCUCUUGACAAAGAGCAUGUGAGAUGCGUUUACUCUACUGCAGGUUGUUACGGAUAAAUUCAGGAACACCUCACCUGGAAAAAGAAAAGCACUGUAUAAUAACGCCCUCUUGUGGAAAUUUACAAAUUUGUCACAUUUUCUUCAUUUUCUUCUUUUCUUUGCAAUUCCCUUAUCUCUCCUGAAAACCUUUGUAAGUCUGAAAAAAUGGAGUUAUGUGGAAUCACUGAACGUAACAAUUAAAAUUAAUUCAUGUGGUUUUCUUCUGAAACUUUUUACUGUGGUUUUGUAUCUAAAUUUGUAUGUAAUGUUUUACUUUGUUAUAUUAAAAAACACCAAGUGUCUUAAAACGUAACAGAUUGCCAUAGUUUUCACAACAAAUUGUAAAUGUCCUUGUUCAAGAUGUGGCCUCAGACAAAGCUGAAUUAUUGUUAUUAUUAGUAGUAGUAGUAUUGGUAUUAUUUUAUCAUGAUGUCACUGAUAUCGCGGUUUGCUGAUAUUAAAUAUUUAUUAAAUUUCUCUGUUUUCAUUUUAAUAACUAUUUACAGAUGAUAUAUAUUUUAAUUGCCAUGUUAAACAUUUGCACAGACAGAUGUUAAUUCAGUAAGCACCUGCAUUAUAAAUGAACCCAGACUCUUGCACGGGAAGUAAUUCACUGAAAGUUGUCAGCUAAGUUACAGCUAAUAUUGAGCUGUCUUCUGCCUGAUAUGCUUUUACAUAAAUGCCAAAAAAAUGUAGCAUGGCCUUUAAGAAUACAAUUUCUUAACUGAAAGUUGUUGUUUCAAGUCCCAGGAGAGGACAGGACAGGACUUAAGUGACUUAAGCUCAAUUGCUUCCAGAAAAAAUAAGCACCAUCCAAUCCAGGGUGCCCCCAGUCACACUAACCAUGUAAAAUGAUUUGAAAAUGAAUCAAAGAUGAGUGGAAACAAUAUGACCACAAAAUUAACAAAAAAAAAGUUAAACAAUAAAACAUUUAUUCCAGAGAGACACAAAUUCACAAAUUCUGAAGCACAAUAAGCCUAGCUGACAGAAAAACUAAAUUACAUGAAGGAAGCAUUGAUCAAGUGAGAAAAUUUACACAAAUUAAAAUACAUGUGUUGCUCUUGUUUUCCCAACAGAUGGCGCCAAAUCGUUUUGGAGUCAGGCAGGAAUAACUGCAUUAUAAUUACAGGCUUGAAAUUAGAUUUCAAAUUGGUAAAUGUGCAUUUCUGAGUGCUGUAUUGGCUACAUUUUAACGGCAACUGUAUAUAUUCCAAUAAAUAUUAAUACAUUUAGGCUUUUUUGAUUUCUGCACUUCUUUAACUGGCUUCAACUUUUAUAACUUUUUAUAACAAUUCAGUAUGACCUAGGGGUUUAGCUAUAGAAAAGUAUUGAAAGUUUUAUAUAGUUUUACAGAAGGUAAUUGCAUAACCAAUCCUACUACAGUCAACUGUCUCAUAUUUUAUAUGUUUGUCUGUGGUGUUUUCUGUUCUUGUUGCUUGUAUUAUUUGUUGUCACCUGCUGUACGUGUUGUUCUAUUUACAUUUGUUUAGCAGAUGCUUUUGUCCAAUGAGGAAAGCUUGUGGUCAGAUAGCAGCAUUAGCCGGCAUGCCAUGUCUCUGGAGCCGUUGGGUUUUAUGGGCCUUGUGCAAGGGUCCAAUAGUCAUGUGAUUACUGUGUCAGCUGUGGGAUUUAGACAACUAACCCACAAGUACCCACAAUGUCAUUGUGGUCUGCAGGAAUUAUGCAAAUAAGAAUUUUACUGUAUUACAUACACAUUAUAAUAAAAGAACACUGAACCUUGA